AUGGACGUUUUAGAACUUCCUCGUCCCGUAAUUAAUUUUCUUCGUACAAUGGCUAAAGAAAGUUGUCGUUAUGUUUUGUCAUGGGAUAUUUUUGGUGGCCCCGAGAGUGUUACUCUAACUUUAACAUGGAAAUUAAUUCCAGAUGAGCAACCCUUAAGUGUCGAAGAAUUAAAAAUGCUUUCAACACCACCACAACCAUCUUCUUCAAAUCAAACAUUGACAUCACUUAAUACUAUGACUACAUCUCGAACACCGUCUACUCGUCCAUUACGAUCAUCACCAGUCAUCGACAAUGAUAUUCAUACGUGUGACAGAUGUGCGUGUGAUGAACAACCAGUUUAUUCAUCAUCUCCACGUCGAAAUAAAAAAACGAUUGGUAACGAACAACAACAAACAAGACGACCAUCAUCUCCUACUUAUGGAUUUUCGUCAAGAACUUCAUCAUCAAGACGUUCAAGAAAAGAUGAACCAUCUCUGACUACAACAUCGACUAUUACACGAGCAGCCAAUGUUUGCACGGGUGCCGACACUGUUAAUAGUAAUAAUAAUAAUCAUCAGACAAUAUUUCGUGCACUACGAGGAAAAAGUCUUGAGACUGUACCACAGAGACUGAAACAUAAAAUAUUUAAUGAUUUAGAGGUCAAAGAUAAUGUUGAAACAACAGUCCCUGUCAGUCCAAUAUCUCGCAGUCAUCAUAGAAUCGUCCCUUACGAAGCAUCUACUUCGCGAAGUUUAGAACGAAAUACAAAUACGUUUAAAGAUAAUCAUAAUAGUAAAGAACGCGAUAUACCUAUCGAUCGAAUUAAUCGACGAAAACACAAUGAGCUGACAACGAAACUAGAAUUGUACAAUAAUAUCGAACAACCUCAACGAAUAAAUUUGAAUAAAAUAAAUUCACCUGUUGUUAAAUGUGCAACAAUCUCUUCACUUUCUAGUCCAUCAUCUUCGCCGGCAGCAGAAAGUAUUGUACCUCUUCCACUUCCACCACCACCAAUUAGUUUAGCCUAUCGAAAUCGAAAACAAAAUUUUCACAAUCAAUCAUCAUCAACUUCAUCUACGACGGCGAAUACAACAACAGCAGCGACGGGCACAUCUUCACUACUCGAAUCACCUCAUACAAAACGCGUAAAUUACCAUAAUUAUAGUUCUACAGCUGUCUCACGUAAAGCACCAUUGGAAAAUAUUCUUUAUACAUCGUUGCAUCAACAAAAUAAAUCAUCACUAACAGACAGUACAGAAACAAUUGAUCCAUGGGUAAAACGUUUUGAAUGCUCAUUAGAAGAGGAGGAAAAUGAUGAGAGAGAAGGAGUAGAAGAGGAUAUCGGAGUAAAUGAUAAAUAUGGAACAGUUAAUAGUAAAGUCAAAUUUAAAACUCUGCCAGAUUAUAUUUAG
Messenger RNA from Didymodactylos carnosus, 1392 nucleotides. NCBI's taxonomy places the organism in Eukaryota, Metazoa, Rotifera, Eurotatoria, Philodinida, Philodinidae. The record is from the annotation of a GenBank genome assembly.